CCGAACUUCUCGCAUACGUUCCAGAGGCACCGAGUGCGACAGACGUCUCCAGCCGGUCGGCUCCCGUGCAAGUACUUCGUGAGCCCCACGCACAACCAUGUCGUCACACACCCGCGUGGCGCUGGUGACCGGGGCCAACAAGGGCAUUGGCCUCGCUAUCGUGCGCGACCUGUGCCGGCAGUUCUCGGGGGACGUGGUGCUCACGGCGCGGGACGAAGCGCGGGGCCGGGCGGCCGUGCAGCAGCUGCAGGCCGAGGGCUUGAGCCCCCGCUUCCACCUGCUGGACAUCAACGACCUGCAGAGCAUCCGCGCCCUGCGCGACUUCCUGCGCAAGGAGUACGGGGGCCUGGACGUGCUGGUCAACAACGCGGGCAUCGCCUUCAAGACUAAUGAUCCGACACCAUUUCAUAUUCAAGCAGAAGUGACGAUGAAAACUAACUUCUUUGGUACCCGAGACGUGUGCACAGAACUGCUGCCUCUAAUGAAACCCCAAGGCAGAGUGGUCAAUGUGUCUAGCGUAGUGAGCCUCAGAUCGCUUAAAAACUGCAGCCCAGAACUGCAGCAGAAGUUCAGAAGUGAGACUAUCACAGAGGAGGAGCUGGUGGGGCUCAUGAACAAGUUCGUGGAAGACACAAAGAACGGGAUGCACAGGAAGGAGGGCUGGCCUGAUACUGCAUAUGGAGUGACAAAAAUUGGUGUCACGGUCCUGUCCAGAAUCCAUGCCAGGACACUGAGUGAGCAGCGGAGAGGGGACAGGAUCCUCCUGAAUGCCUGCUGCCCUGGGUGGGUGAGAACAGACAUGGCCGGACCUAACGCCACUAAAAGCCCAGAAGAAGGAGCAGAAACCCCCGUCUACUUGGCCCUUUUGCCCUCAGAUGCUGAGGGACCUCACGGGAAGUUUGUUAUGGAGAAGAAAGUUGAACAGUGGUGAGCUAAAUUCACAGCUCUAUCCAUGGGCCCCUCUGUGAUCCCCCAUCCCUUGCCCAAAAGGACUUCUAAUGUCAAGACUAUCCUAUCCAAAACAAAACAAAAGUGUAAAAUA
Molecule: messenger RNA, 1042 nt
Organism: Hyaena hyaena (striped hyena)
Lineage: Eukaryota; Metazoa; Chordata; Mammalia; Carnivora; Hyaenidae
Product: carbonyl reductase [NADPH] 1
Exons: 3
Coding region: 98-931 (277 amino acids)
Molecular function (GO): carbonyl reductase (NADPH) activity
Source: RefSeq, a predicted model, not a curated record